Molecule: messenger RNA, 1765 nt
Organism: Salvia hispanica
Lineage: Eukaryota; Viridiplantae; Streptophyta; Magnoliopsida; Lamiales; Lamiaceae
Gene: DIN9
Product: Mannose-6-phosphate isomerase, type I
Biological process (GO): GDP-mannose biosynthetic process; carbohydrate metabolic process
Cellular component (GO): cytosol
Molecular function (GO): zinc ion binding; mannose-6-phosphate isomerase activity
Source: RefSeq, a predicted model, not a curated record
CACUCCAACUGCCAUAAACGAUCCCCACCGACGCCCCCGCCAUCGUCUCCCUCCGCCGUGGGCCGCUCUCCGCCCUAAUUUCUCAUUUUUACACACUUUUUUCCUCGCAGGAAAAAGUAAGAGUAAAAUUACAAUGGUAAAUUAAACCCAAUUUAAUCUCCCUCUCACCGUCGCCUUCAAAAAGCCCCAAUCCUCUGCCCCAUUUCCUCCAUGGGCGUACUCUCAUUCCCCCUUCUUCUCCUGCUUUUCCCGCACCCUCGCCACAUUCCUCUUUCUCUCUCUCACUAAACCUAGGCAUCGCAUUGCCAUGGGUGCCGAAUUUCCGGGAAUUGUUAGGCUCAGAUGCUCCGUCAAGAGGUACGAAUGGGGCAAGGUCGGGGAGGAAUCGGGUGUCGCGCGGCUAUACGCUAGUAAUAGUGGGGAGGAAAUCGACGGUGAUGAGCCCUUCGCCGAAUUCUGGAUGGGGACCCACGACUCGGGCCCCUCAACCGUUGUGCCCAACUGCCAAAUUCGGAGUGCUGGUGUGGAGAUGGAGGGCGGCUUCAAGCGGGAUCGCUCCAAUUUAGUGAGUUUGAAGGAUUGGAUUCAGCAGAACCCUGUCGUGCUUGGGGAUAAGGUCUUCCAAAAAUGGGGUCCCAAUCUCCCCUUUCUCUUCAAGGUACUUUCAGUUUCAAAGGCUCUGUCUAUACAAGCUCAUCCAGAUAAGAGUUUAGCUGCAAUCCUACAUAAGCAACAGCCACAGGUGUACAAGGAUGACAAUCACAAGCCUGAGAUGGCCUUGGCGCUCACUGAGUUCGAGGCUCUCUGUGGUUUCGUUGGUCUCGAGGAAAUUAAAAAUGUUCUCCAAAAUGUACCUGAGAUCACUGAAGUGGUUGGCACUGCAUCGGCAAAUCAAGUAUUACGCAUAAGCAAAGAGGACGGGGAAAAGAAACGAAAAGAUGUCCUGCGAUCUCUAUUUACUAAACUUAUGUCGGCUAGCAAGGCCGUCAUAUCUGAUGCAGUCUUCAAGUUGAUAAACCGACUGAACAUAAAGAGGAAGGUGAGGGGGCUGACUGAGAAGGAGGAACUAGUUUUGCGGCUUGAAAAGCAAUAUCCAGGGGAUGUUGGUGUCAUUGCAUCUUUCUUGUUUAAUUAUGUGAAACUUAAAAUUGGUGAAGCCCUAUAUUUGGGUGCAAAUGAACCUCAUGCAUACCUAUAUGGUGAAUGUGUUGAGUGCAUGGCAACAUCAGACAAUGUUGUACGAGCUGGUCUUACCCCAAAGAAACUCGAUGUUCAAACUCUAUGUUCCAUACUCACGUACAAACAGGGUUUUCCAGAAAUUCUUCGUGGAGUUCCUUCAAAUCCUUAUACAUUAAAGUAUCUCCCACCUUUCGAUGAAUUUGAGGUAGAUCAGUGUAUUCUUCCUCAAGGAGCAUCGACUGUCUUUCCUGCCAUUCCUGGUCCUUCUGUUUUCGUGGUUGUGAAAGGAAAAGGAACCAUGCGGCAGGCAUUUUCGGAAGAGUUGAUUGGUGAAGGAGAUGUCCUGUUUACGCCUGCAAACGCACAGAUCAGUGUGAGAACUACUUCAGGUUUGAGUUUGUAUAGAGCAGGUAUUAGCAGCAGGUUUUUAAGUAGCAAAUGUGUGUGAUUGUUUCCCCCUUUUUCCAGUGUCCAUGUUUUGCUGCCUGCCGUCUUGUAAUACUUAUAAUGUACCAUGUAUAUGAACCGAUACUUGUACACGCUAAUAAAUCAUUAUCAAUGAAAUGCAUAAUCCAUCUUCUCGGUA